This is a messenger RNA of Didymodactylos carnosus, 732 nucleotides long. The record is from the annotation of a GenBank genome assembly. NCBI's taxonomy places the organism in Eukaryota, Metazoa, Rotifera, Eurotatoria, Philodinida, Philodinidae.
AUGUAUACUGAAAUGUCGACAUCAAAACCUGUCGAAUGGGUCAUUUCUUUAAUAACAAGAUUUGAAGAUCAGUUGCCGAUGAAAUGCGGGGAAUUAACAUCAUGUAUGCGUCUAAAUUUAGAACAAAAUAAGCAUUGUCAAAUUUCAUUGAGUCGAUAUAAAUUUUCAUUGGUUAUCAAUGGAUUAACAGACAUUUUGAAAACAAUCGAUUCAACAUUAUUAAAUGUGGCAGGCGAUGGUGUGACUGUUCAGCAUGUUCGACAAUUAGCAUCACAUGUCCUAUUUGCAUUAAGUGUCAAUAAUUUCAGUACACUAUUCUUCAAAGUGGUUUCACGUUUGAAAUGUUUGAUUGCAUCGGGGGAUGAGACAUGUGAAGCCGGUGACUUGGAUUUAAUUCAACAUAUGAAUGUUGAUAUGAGCAAACUAACAAGACUUUUAAAUGAAGAAGUACAAAAAUGGAGAUUAUUGAAGAAGAUACAUCAUACGGAGCUUGUUAAAAGUGUAGAAAAGUUUUUUUAUGAUCAAUAUACAAAACAAGAAUUACUUGAUCAAUAUUCGAAAUCUGAAAUAUGUUUACCCUUAGCUAUUCGUGAACAAUUAGAAAAUGAAUUUCGUCAACAUCGAUUAGAUCUAGAAAAAGAACAUGAUGAAAGAAAUUCUCCUGAACAAAAAUUAUCUUCAUCAACUACACAAAUCAAACAAACUGAUGAACUUUAUCGAACAGCAGGAUGA